AUGGAUGUGUCGAAAAACGAGUUGCAUCUCCUCGGCCUGCCCUUUGAAAUCCGGCUCCAGAUAUACGGCUGGGUCCACGCGGCACACCCAGUAGAGCACGCGCAGCUCGCGCCGUGGUACCCGAAUCCAAUACAUAGUGCGUACUUCUUGAGGCCCAUCAAAACCCCCGGAGUGGAAAUUGAGGAUUGUACCGUACCAGGAAAAAUCGUGAAAGCCAUCGCCCAACCCGCAGGAGAAAAGGACGAUUCCAGCAAAGACCAAAAGUCUGACGAGCCAACGCUGCUGUCACCAAACCGUCCAAUCUCUGGUAUCCCCUCAGCGCUCCUGGAGACCAAUAGGCAAAUCUACAACGAGUGCCGGUCCUUCCCCUUCCACACCAAUGAGUUCGUCUUUGUCAACUGGUUCUCCUCGGGGCUCUGGGCGGCGCGGGCCUUCACGCGCGGUCUGCGGCCGUGGCAGCGUGAUGAGAUGCGGUGGGCGCGGCUCGAGAUGCUCGGACGGGACUUCACGGGCCCAGCGCUUAAGGAGUGGACUGAGUUGUGUGAGCACUGGGCCUCUGGGUUACGAGGGCUGAGGCUUAAGAUCCUUAUAGGAGGUGGGAUAUUCGAACCCACUGCCCCCUUUUCCGCGCUGAAAAACAAUGCAGAGGCCCAGGCCAUGGGGCUGGGCUCCAAGACGACACGGCCCGAUCCCAGGCCGGAAUGGAUCGAGGAAGGGCUGCGGAAGCUGAGGGCGUUGAGGAGGCUGGAGGUUGAGCUUUCGGUGCUGGAUUGGGGUGAUGGGGAGAAGCUCGAGUGGUGUGCUGAGCUUGGGAAGAUGCUGAACGUUGAUAAGGAGGGAGAGGAUAACCUCGUCGUGGUAAGAUGUGUUGAGAAGCUCGAGGAGGACAAUGGGUCGAAAAGGCAAGUCUUUGAUGGCAUUGCGCAGUGUUGA
Molecule: messenger RNA, 933 nt
Organism: Colletotrichum fioriniae
Lineage: Eukaryota; Fungi; Ascomycota; Sordariomycetes; Glomerellales; Glomerellaceae
Source: RefSeq, a predicted model, not a curated record